Molecule: messenger RNA, 3323 nt
Organism: Haliotis rubra (blacklip abalone)
Lineage: Eukaryota; Metazoa; Mollusca; Gastropoda; Lepetellida; Haliotidae
Product: cilia- and flagella-associated protein 73-like
Exons: 8
Coding region: 83-1159 (358 amino acids)
Source: RefSeq, a predicted model, not a curated record
CGGCGAAAUGUUGAUACUCGGAAACUCAUAGCGCACCGUGAUUUACUGGCUACAAAAACAACAAAUCCAGAGUUGUGCAAAUAUGGCAGCAUCGGGGCCAUAUAGGUUAGACUUGGAACAACAAAAGAGGAAUGUAUUCGUGACACAAUUAAACGACAGGGAAGAUGAAGAUGAGAUUUCUGCAUUCCCUGUGGUCAAGGAAUCAGGGGACAAACUUAUUGAAACCGGUAUCAACACUUUGCAGAAAACCCUUCUCUUGAAGAAGGAUGUUGAAGUAGAAAAGGUCCAGGCUGACCUUGAAGAGAAGCGAUAUGAGUUCAAGAAACGAAUGGAAGCCUGCUCACAGAGGCAGAUACAUGUCCAGAAAAAACAACAACAGAUGAAAGACAGAGUUUCCAAAUUUGAAAAGUUUAUCCAAGAAAAUGAAGCUAAAAGAAGAAGAGCAUUGCAAAAAUAUCAGCAGGAAGUCCGAUUACGAAUACAGAAGACGUCAGAAUUUGACCUGCUUCUGCAGCAGUUGGAAGACCUUAAAGCGAGACACCGAUUCUUGAAGGAGCAGUUAGUCCAGUACAAGAAGUAUGAGGAGUACCUGUUGCGAGUCAUUGAUGCCAUGCCUGAGGACUAUCUGCCAUCAUCGGAGGACAAGCUGAAGGGUCUGAUGAUGCGACACCGGACACUGAGUGAAUCCAACAAAGACCUAGUCAACAAUCUGGUGGCCAUGGAGGAUGAGCUGGAGCAUCUGAAGCUGAAGCUGGACGAGAUGUCCCAGGAACACAACAAGCAGAAGGUGUCCAUCAACUCCCAGCUGGCUCGGCUCCAGGAGAAGCAGGAGACAAAGACUGAUUCCAACCAGGAGAAGGAGCUCAACUUUGCCCUAUCCAAGGGGGACCUCAGGAAGAGGAGAACACAGUAUGGUGUAAUUCUCAUGGCCAUUGAUAAUAUCUAUGAAAAAUGUCGAAAAGUCAUAGAACUGCCAGCAGAAAAAAUGGAAUUAGACGACAAACUGCACAGAAUAAAAGACCACCUGAAUGACAGGCAAGACGUAGCUCGCAUGGCUCAUCCUGACAGUUCCUUCGUUGGAAGCCAAGCAGUUGAGUCUCACAAAGAGUCCAGGAAGGGAAAGAAGCGAGUCACAUUAGUCAUCAACGAAGUCUCUUAACUUCCAGGCUUAGUGUUAUUUAUGUGCCCAGUGUAUUCUGCCCCAAGUGUGAGCAUCCCUUCAGCAGUGUGGACCAGUGUGCUAGGACAUGUGUGUAUCCUGAGAAUAGAUUGUCCUAUGUUUUUGGUUUGCAAAGAAGUCUUAGCUAUGUCUGGAAAUAUUUUACUCGUUGCCAUAAUUACAACGAAAAUUAAGAAAACUGUAAGAAACCUUCUGUAACUUUGUCGAAGUCAAACUCUAUUUGUCUUCAAUGAGUCACAUGAUGGACAAUCGGUGGUCUCAUAUCUUAGUGCAACAGUGAUGUCACAAUGAUUAUAUUGAGGAAAUAAUUAAGAACACACAUAGGUUUGAUUGUGACAAGGUGAACAUACCUGCCAUAACAAGCCAUUAUCAUUAGCACUCUGUUCUGGACUAGUUAUCUUCCCAUUGUAACAUAGGGUAGACAUUUGUAAAUACCACAUCAUUGUUGUGUACAUAUAUUUUGUUAAACUGUUAUGUCUAUGUCUGUUUGUAGUGAUAUUAAUGUUACUGACAAUUUAUGUCAGGUCAUGUACAUGACAUAUAUUUAUAUGAAUGUACCUACAAUGGUGAAUAUUUUCUGCAUUUAUUGAUAUCUCAGUAUGAAAGAUCUCAUUCAAAUAUAACAUCAUGAUUCUUUCUUAUUUUAAUUGACAAUUCUUGUGAAUAUUUUUUAUAAUGGUGGAUAUCAGAUUCCAAGCAAAUGGCAUUAACAAGUGAACACUAGCUGUUGUAAUGCCUAUGGUAAUACCAGAAGUAUAGUAUUUGACUUGAAAAUGGGACUAGAAUUUACAAUUGAUUUAAUUAUUAUCAAUUUAACAUUUUAUAUGUCUUACAUAGGGUAUACAUAAUAACAUAUUUCUAUUAAAAUACUUAAUAGUGUUUUCAUUUGUGUUUUCAUUGUCACCAGUUACUAAUAAAAUACAUUUCAGUUACAUGGAAUAUACAAGAUAUUUCUUUCUAAGACCAACCUUUUUGUUUACUUGGAUCACAGACUUAUUUCAGUGUAACCCUGCUGUUAGAGGAAGAAUUAAGAGAAUUGAUUAUCGUACCAAGAGUGAGUGUAAACACACGCAAGUAUUACUUUUGAAACCAUUAUUUUAUACCUUUCUUCAUACCACCUUUCUUUACACUAUUAACAGGUGUAAAAUUACCUGCACAGUACAGUACUUGACCCCUGCAUAACAAGAAAUAUUUAAGUAAACCCUCUUGUCUGUAGCCCCUUGCUUACUGACAAAUUACUGUUUGGAAUAUCUGGAUAUGAUUUAAGGUUAGCACCAUUUAGCCAUGAUUUCUGGAUGAUUUUACUUGGACAAAUCCAGUGUUGAAUGAACAGUGUUUCACUGUGUGUGGUCAGCCAACAGGAAAGUGACGUAUUUUCUGUUUCUUCUCAACAUUAUCAUAAAAUUUGGAUCUGUGAUCAAAGUAUUACCAAAAGUUGGUGUAAGUUUGCCUUUAACUGUAGUAUUCAAAGUACAAUGCAUUGUGAAAUGUUAUAAAGGACUUCCUCAUUGCUAUUGACCACACCCAUUCCUCCACUGAACCUUUCCCAUCCAAACCCCAUCACCGAAAGUGCUUUACAGUCUUAACACCAGUUCUGUGAUUAUGUAGAAGUCUUCCUGCUUGACAGCAUCAGGUAUAAGUGAGGUAUAAAGGCAGCCAUUACCGCCAUUCUGUUUCAUAUCAAAACACUAAAUGGUGAUGAUUAAAGCUCCUCUAAACUGCUGUCAUCAUUAGAGACUUAAAAAAUAUGCACUUGCAUCAGUGGAUGAAAUUCACUGGUGAAACAAAAGCUUAUUACAGGGUAUUAUGACUUUUUCAAAUGGCUGACAAACAGCCAUGUUUAAAAUCAGUUAAUUUCAAUUUAAAUAUACAACUGCAAGCCAGUGCAAGGACCAGGAAAAGUAAGUCACAUGGAUUUCAACAUAAUGUUGUAAAUGUUUAGGACAGACAUCAGUUUAGGGGAGCUAACAUUUGCUGACAGUGCUUAUUUAUACUUGAUGCCCCCCCACUUGCCCCUCUCCAUGUCAGUAUUGCCCAGUCUCUUAAGCAUUACCCAUCAUUUUUGUGAUGAUUUAAUCUUUGUUCUUCCAUUGUAUUAGACUGGAUUAAGUAUUUAAUGUGGAAUAAAACAUUGUGAGUGAUA